This is a messenger RNA of Prunus mume (Japanese apricot), 1892 nucleotides long. RefSeq names its product multiple organellar RNA editing factor (gene MORF1). Gene Ontology annotation, biological process: mitochondrial mRNA modification; cytidine to uridine editing. Gene Ontology annotation, cellular component: mitochondrion. The record is from RefSeq and is a predicted model, not a curated record. NCBI's taxonomy places the organism in Eukaryota, Viridiplantae, Streptophyta, Magnoliopsida, Rosales, Rosaceae.
GGGGAGAAGGCCCCUUCUAGAAUAUACAGGAGUGAGUUGAGUUCUCUUUCUCCAAAACCCCGACGAGACCAAACCUCUCAAAACCCUAGCAUAGUCUCUCAUUUGUGGUCCACCUACACCAGCAGAACCAGCCAUGGCGCUGAGCUCUCUUCGACUCCGCCGAACCCUCUGCGCCCUCUCAAACCUCCAUCGCUCUCUCUCUGCAACCUCUGCACUGUCAUUUUCACACUCUUCUUCCUCUCCUAUGCUCAAUGGCCCCACCUCAGCACAAUCGCCUGCAUCGCACCCGAAAUCCUGGACCCUCCUCCUCCAUUCUCGGACGUUCAGGUCGUCCUCGCUCUCUUCUGCUCGAUCGGCGCCAUACGACAACAACCAAAACGAGAAGAUGGACCCCAAUACGGUACUGUUCGAAGGGUGCGAUUACAACCACUGGCUCAUUGUCAUGGAUUACCCGCAAACCAACCGGCCUCCGGCUGAGGAGAUGGUCAGAACUUAUGAGGAAACCUGUGCUAAAGGCUUGAACAUCAGUGUGGAAGAGGCGAAACAGAAGAUGUAUGCUUGUAGCACUACAACGUACACAGGCUUUCAGGUCGUAAUGUCUGAGGAAGAGUCACAGAAGUUCGAAGGUUUACCUGGAGUUGUUUUUGUGUUGCCAGAUUCUUACAUUGACCCACAAAACAAGGAAUAUGGAGGAGACAAAUACGUUAAUGGUACAAUCUAUCCAAGACCACCCCCAGUUCAUUAUGGAAGACAGCAGGGGAGAUACAAUGAUCGUAACAGAAAUCCUGACCCACCAAGAUACAAUAGGCAAGGACCGACGCCUAAUCAGCAAGGGAAUCCCUCCUAUAAUAUAAAGGGGCCUAUGCAAGAUAGAGGGAACUAUGGACCUUCACAAACUUAUGGCUCACAAAGACAAGGAGAUAACAGAGGCCCUUUACCAGUGAAUACCCCUGGAGGGAGGGAUGCGUAUCAGCCAGGGAGAGAUCCAGUACCUUCAUAUCAGGGCAAUUAUAACCAAGCGGGGCAGCAAAAUUAUCAUCCCCAAGAACAAAGGAACUUCCCAGAAGGAGAUCAGAGGAAUUAUGCCCCUCCUGGUCCGGUGGGAUUUAGGCGAGAUGAUAGGAAUUAUGUUCCCCCACAAACUGAAACUCAUGGGCAAGGUUUGGGUGGAUUUCAGGGCCAGGGAACAGCUGGAGCUUAUGGGCAAGGACCGAACUCUGGAGCUUAUGGGCAAGGACCGAGCUCUGGAUCUUAUAGCCAAGGACCGAACUCUGGAGCUUAUGGGCAAGGACCGAACUCUGGAGCUUAUGGGCAAGAAGGACUGAGCUCCGGAGCUUAUGGGCAAGGACUGAGCCCCGGAACCUUCGGUCAAGGACCGAACCCUGGAGCCUUUAGCCAAGGACCGAGCUCUGGAGCCUUUGGCCAAGGACCGAGCUCUGGAGCCUUUGGCCAAGGACCGAGCUCUGGAGCCUUUGGGCAAGAAACAGCAGUAACAGCUUCUGGUAAUGGGCAGAGCUACCCUGGGUACGGAGGAGAUCAGAGGUUUUCACAAGGGGAGCAGAGGAAUGUGCAAGGUGAACAAAGCAACUAUGCACCCACAGGACAGACAGGAAUUGAGCAAGGGAGGUAUUGAUGACAUGCCAAUCAUGACAAUGCGAGAUGGGAUGUAGGAAGGAGUUUUAUCAAUCAUUUGCCCCUCUUGUUUGAUCUGAUUUGAAGGGAGAUUGCUUGACCUUCUGAACUCUUUCCAUGGUACAUAAUCUGUCAAAUUUUCUUGUGCGCAUCAUUUUUUUUUCCUAGUGAAAUCAGAACUUUUAGCUUUCCUUGUUUGUUUUACGAGCUUGAACUUGAAUUUUGCUCCUAAUGAAGUAUACAAAUGUAAUGCGUGCCAA